Vidua chalybeata is the source of this 1242-nucleotide messenger RNA. It is a transcript of the gene TACR2, whose product is annotated as tachykinin receptor 2. Gene Ontology annotation, cellular component: plasma membrane; sperm midpiece. The transcript is spliced from 5 exons. The coding region runs from base 16 to 1164 and encodes 382 amino acids. NCBI's taxonomy places the organism in Eukaryota, Metazoa, Chordata, Aves, Passeriformes, Viduidae. Gene Ontology annotation, biological process: positive regulation of flagellated sperm motility; G protein-coupled receptor signaling pathway. Gene Ontology annotation, molecular function: substance K receptor activity. The record is from RefSeq and is a predicted model, not a curated record.
AAGAAGUGAAAAGCCAUGGGUGUGUUUUCUGUUUUUAACUCGAGCAACGUUUCUCAGGCUGGCUCCCUCGAGGACGGCGGCAACUGGACGGCGGCAACCCAGUUCAGCCAGCCGGGCUGGAGAAUUGCUCUCUGGGCCAUCACCUACUCCUUCAUCGUCGUCACAUCCAUCCUUGGCAACGCCACCAUCAUCUGGAUUAUUCUGGCACACAGGAGAAUGAGGACCGCUACCAAUUACUUCAUCGUUAACUUGGCUCUUUCGGACCUGCUGAUGUCCGCUUUCAACACCAUCUUCAACUUUAUCUAUGCCAGCCACAAUGUCUGGUAUUUUGGUGAGGAAUUCUGCAGGUUUCAGAACUGGUUCCCCAUCACUGCAGUGUUUGUGAGCAUUUACUCCAUGACAGCCGUGGCUGCAGAGAGGUAUGUGGCCAUCAUUCACCCCUUCAAGCCCAGGCUCUCUGCUGGAAGCACCAGAGUCAUCAUUGGGAUCAUCUGGCUGGUGGCAUUCGGGCUUGCCUUCCCGCAGUGCUUCUACGCCGAGAUCACCGUGGACAAUGGCACCAUGAAAUGCAUCGUGGUCUGGCCUGAUGACGUUGGAUCCAAGCACCAGCUGGCGUACCACAUUGCCGUGAUUGUGUUGAUUUAUUUGCUGCCUUUAAUGGUGAUGUUUGUUGCAUACAGCAUUAUAGGAGUUACUCUGUGGAGCAGCACGGCUCCAGGCAACCACCUCAACAGAGUCCACUACGAACACCAAGUUAAUGCCAAAAAAAAGUUUGUGAAGACGAUGGUGGUAGUGGUGAUCAUUUUUGCUGUCUGCUGGCUGCCCUAUCACAUAUACUUCAUCCUGGGGAGCUUCAAGGAAGACAUCUACCAGCAGAAGUACAUUCAGCAGGUGUAUCUCGCAGUCUUCCUCCUUGCCAUGAGCUCGACAAUGUACAACCCCAUCAUCUACUGCUGCCUGAACCAGAGGUUUCGCUCUGGCUUCAAGCUAGCCUUCCGGUGGUGUCCCUGCAUAAAAGCAACAGAAAAAGACAAACUUAAACUUAUGUCCCCAUCUCUCUACCAGACAACCCACAGGAAGUCCAGAACAACAAGUUUCAACACAGAAACCCAGCUGAAUGAGAAAGAGAAGACAUCAUUUACCCUCACCCCAUUAACACUCUGAUUUCCUGCUCCUGGUUCUGUAUCCCCACACACCAUGCCAAGGCAGCAGAUCUGAAGAAGCCUGAAAAGCAAAUCUUUU